Messenger RNA from Magnusiomyces paraingens, 3759 nucleotides. RefSeq lists its product as uncharacterized. NCBI's taxonomy places the organism in Eukaryota, Fungi, Ascomycota, Dipodascomycetes, Dipodascales, Dipodascaceae. Bases 1 to 3759 code for a protein of 1252 amino acids. The transcript has a single exon. Gene Ontology annotation, cellular component: cytoplasm. Gene Ontology annotation, biological process: nuclear-transcribed mRNA catabolic process, nonsense-mediated decay. The record is from RefSeq and is a predicted model, not a curated record. Gene Ontology annotation, molecular function: RNA binding; RNA helicase activity; zinc ion binding.
AUGAAUAACUCCACCUCUAACUAUUACGACGGCGAUGACCGCCGAAUCAUCCCUCUAUCAUCAACAAAUUCCCUUUCAGAUCUAGAAGACGAAUCUGAUUCUGAUUCCUCCUCAGUCUCUUUGGUCAGUGACCCAAGCCAUAACCAUGACCACAAUAAUAAUCACAACCAUAAUCACUCCAACCAACUCAAGUCCUUAGCUGACCUUCUCAUCACUGAUUUUGACCCCCCAGUAGACAAUGAUGACGAACUUACAAAAAAACCAGCAUGCGCUUACUGUGGUAUUCACUCCCCAUCCUCUAUUGUCCGCUGUGUCACUUGCAACAAGUGGUUUUGCAAUGCCCGUGGUUCCUCUUCUUCCUCUCAUAUAAUCAAUCACUUAGUCCGCUCUCGCCACAAGGUAGUAGCUCUACACCAAGACUCGGAACUAGGUGAAACUACCCUCGAAUGCUAUAACUGCGGUAACCAAAAUGUCUUUGUCCUCGGAUUCAUUUCUGCAAAAGCUGAAUCAGUUAUUGUCAUUCUUUGCCGCUUCCCAUGUGCAAAUACCCCCAUCAAUAAAGACAUGAAUUGGGACUCAUCAAAAUGGGACCCCCUCAUCUCAGAUAGAUCCUUUACAAACUGGCUCGUCUCUGUCCCUUCCCAAGAGGAAGUCGCCCGUGCCCGUAAAAUCUCCCCUGCCCAAAUGACCAAAUUAGAAGAAAUGUGGAGAGACUCCCCUAAAGCUACCGUUGAUGACCUCGAUAAACCCGACCUCGAACAAAACAUCCCUCACGUUGUCCUCCGCUAUGAAGAUGGUUACGAGUACCAACGCUGCUUUAGCCCCUUAGUCAUGUACGAAGCUGACUAUGACCGCCGCCAAAAGGAAGCCCAAACUCAAUCAAAUGUUUCUGUCACUUGGGAUAUCGGCCUCAGUAGGCGCCACCUCGUCUCAUUCUUCCUUCAAGAUGUUGAUACAACAGGCACCCGCGUCAUGAUUGGCGACGUCAUGGCUAUCCGCCUUGACUCUUCUUCAGCCUCAGGCGCACCAGAAUGGAGCUCAACUGGUUUCGUAAUUAAAAUUCCAGAUAGCUCCUCAGAGGAAAUCACCCUCGAACUCCUCAUUGGAGCCAACCCUCCUACAAACAUAACCCAAGGCUUCAUAAUCAACUUUAUGUGGUCCGGCGUCACUUAUGACCGUAUCCAAAGCUCUCUCAAGGAAUUCGCCACAGAAGAAACCUCCGUCUCAGGUUACCUCUACCAUAAGCUCCUCGGUCACGAAGUCAAAAACAUUGUUUUUAGCACCCAACCCCCUCCUGACUUUAGUGUUCCUGGAAUUGCAGAACUUAACCCUUCUCAAUCAGCUGCUGUGGCCUCCGUCCUUCGUCACCCCCUCUCUCUUAUCCAAGGCCCCCCCGGUACCGGUAAAACCGUCGUUUCUACAACAAUUGUCUACCACAUUUUGAAAAUGACUAAAGAAGCAGUUCUUGUCUGCGCUCCUUCAAACGUUGCCGCUGACCAACUUGCUGACCGUCUCCAACGUACAGGCCUUAGAGUCGUCCGUCUUGUCGCCAAAUCCCGCGAAACUAUCCUUCAAGAUACUGACAUUAAAAGUAUGACCCUAGGCGACAUUAUCAUGAAUGAUGCAGAUACCCCAGAAGACCUCCGCAAGCUCCAACAGCUCAAAAAUGAUGUUGGUGAACUUUCCCAAUCUGACAGAAAUAAGUACUUUAAACUGCUCCGUGACGCAGAACACAGAAUCCUUCAGCAUGCUGAUGUUGUCUGUUGCACCUGUGCUGCCGCUGGUGACCCCCGUCUUCACAGAGUCCGCUUCCGUACUGUUCUUAUCGACGAAAGUACCCAAGCUACUGAGCCAGAGUGCCUAAUCCCCAUUGUCCAUGGUUGCAAACAACUUGUACUUGUCGGUGACCAUCAGCAACUAGGUCCCGUUGUUGGAUGCAAAGCUGCCGCAAAAGCAGGCCUUGCCAAAUCCCUCUUUGAACGUCUCAUUGUUCUCGGUCAUACCCCCAUCCGUCUCACUGUUCAGUAUCGUAUGCACCCUUGUCUUUCAGAGUUCCCAUCAAAUAUCUUUUACGACGGCUCGUUGCAAAACGGUAUCACCCAACAGGAACGUAUGCGUCCAGAAAUCAACUUCCCAUGGCCUGUCCCAGAAACACCCAUGAUGUUUUGGAGUGUUCUUGGCAAGGAGGAAAUAUCAUCCUCUGGUACUUCUUACCUCAACCGCUCAGAAGCAUCAAACUGUGAGCGUGUCGUCACCCGUCUCUUCAAGGCUGGCGUCAAACCUGAUCAAAUUGGUAUCAUUACCCCUUAUGAAGGUCAACGUACUUAUCUCAAUCAACACAUGAUUAUUAAUGGCACCAUGGACCGCGAACUUUACCGCGAGGUUGAAAUCGAAUCAGUCGAUGCUUUCCAGGGCCGUGAAAAGGACUACAUCAUUGUCUCCUGCGUCCGUUCAAAUGAAUACCAAGGAAUUGGUUUCUUGAGUGACCCCCGCCGUCUCAAUGUUGCCCUCACGCGUGCUAAGUAUGGCCUUGUACUUUUAGGUAACCCUAGAGUCUUAUCUAAAAACUUGCUUUGGCUUCACUUGCUCACCCAUUUCCGUGAAAAGGGCUGUCUUGUUGAAGGUCUUCUCUCGCGUCUUCAACCAUCAAACGUUCAGCUUUCAAAACCCAGACAACUCAACGCUCACAUUGUUAAUAAGCUCUCAGUGGCUGGUAGUGGACCUCAAAGUUCUAGCUCCCCCAUGGCUCCUAUCGACCCCAUGCUUCCCCCGCAACCACCAAACUCCCUCAUCCAGCAAAUCAAUGGCAACCGUUUUGGUGAGUCCUUUGGCCCCACCCUUCAACAACAAUAUGGUGGUUUGUCUAACAAGGCCCUGGGACCCUUACGUGGACCCCCUCCACCAGGCCAACGUUACUUUAAUGAUAUGCUCCCCCAUGAUGAAACAUCAAGUGAAAAGGACUCCUCAUUGGAAUCGGAUUACCUCCAUGAAACUGAAAGUGACUCUGGAAUGGAAUCUAGCUCGGAGCUUGAAUCACAAGUUGGUGAUCCUUUGGACAUGGCUGGAAUGCCUGUAGCUCUUAGUCGUGUUGCUGCUGCUGCUGCUGCCGCCGCUGCUGCUGCUGCUGCUGCCCCUACUGGGUCUCUUCCCUCGUCCCACAUGUUGCACAAACACGCAGAUGAGAUUAUAGAUGAUGGCGAAGAAACUGUUCGUGAAUACGAGUCCGAGUCUGAUUCCGAUGAUGAAGACGAUGUUAUUUCUAAUAUUCGUUCUUCCCGACUGGGUCCUUCUUCGGAUACUGGGCCUAUUGGCUCUGGUAUCCCUACUACUGCUACCAACAAUAGCUCUGCCGACAUGGAACGGGCGGCCAAGGCUGCGGCGCAAAUCUUCAACGCCAAUGCCCAACGAGCUGCUGUGAUUAAUAAUAAACGAAAGCUAAAGGCAUCUGCAUUUUCAGCCUCUUCUGUUGCUGCACAAGCUGUCGAAGAGCAGCGCCAAAUUGGUAGUUCGUUUGGUGAUCGUCUGAAUCAGCUUAUCAAUAAGACUGACUCGAUGAGUGUAUCAGGAAGCAAUUCUAAUAGCAGCAAUGGGACACCGAGCAGCAGUAGUCUUGAUCUGGGGCCCAGCAAGCGUGGUCUGAAUGCGGGUGGCAGCACCGGUAUUCGCGGACAACGGGUGCUUGUGGAUGAUGACGAUGAUGAUACAGAUGACGAGCUGGAGUCAAUUGCAUCGUUUUCGAGUCAGGCCCAUUUAUAUUAA